Heterobilharzia americana is the source of this 324-nucleotide messenger RNA. The record is from the annotation of a GenBank genome assembly. Lineage: Eukaryota; Metazoa; Platyhelminthes; Trematoda; Strigeidida; Schistosomatidae.
AUUAACUUGUGAUUGUUCUGUAUUGAAGCGGAUUUCUAAGAAGAAAAUAAUUCCAAUUUUCAAUGGGGAAAUUCAUCAAUAUGAAAUUUAUGGUAUUCUUUGUAUUGUCACUGUUAUCCGUACAAAAUGUAAAAGGUGGUCCAAAAAACAGUACUGAAGUUGUAUUUAAUCUCCGAUCAUUCCUUGUAAGCAUCUGGCUGAGCUUUUGUUCACAUUACGCGGACACUCUCCGUUUUUUUCUGAGGGGUCUACCUAAAUCUCUCGGAGGCGACGAAAAUAAAUGAAUAACCUAAUUUCACUAAUAAAAUACUUGAUAACUCUAAA